This is a messenger RNA of Ochlerotatus camptorhynchus, 1563 nucleotides long. Its product is annotated as zinc finger protein 277. Bases 97 to 1452 code for a protein of 451 amino acids. The record is from RefSeq and is a predicted model, not a curated record. NCBI's taxonomy places the organism in Eukaryota, Metazoa, Arthropoda, Insecta, Diptera, Culicidae. The transcript has a single exon.
CAGCUUUUCUUUAUUCCCUCGCGAGAGUGAACAUAAUCGAUUUUCCUCAACGAUGAAACAUUCGCACUUUUCCAUAAAUCGCUAACAAAUGCAACGAUGACAUCUGAAAGUUGUGCCCUGGAUGUCGCUAGCAAUAGCACCGGUCAAGGAGUAUCAUCGAUAAUCGGUCCGCUAAACUUUACCAAGGAUGAGAGCUGUAAUCCUCCACCGUCUCGUUUGGCGGACGACACAUCCGUCGACUGUAUGUUCUGCGACAAUGUGUACAACUUUAGGCAGGGAGAUGCCAGAGAUCAGUAUCUGGCCCAUCUGUACAUGAUCCAUCGGUUGGUAAUUGCGGAUAUCGGUCAAGUGGAAUGUUUGGCCAGCUACAGUCGCUUCUGGAAGGAGCAGUUCCGGGAUCAUCCAGUUGAAAAAUACUGCUCUGCUUUACUGUUGAAUCAUCUUCCGGACGGGACACCAGCUAGCAAUGAAAAGUACUUUAUGCUAAGUGAUAUUGAACCGCUGGAUUAUGAACUGAGACAACGUUUAAAGCGAGAGAUGAUGGAGUUGGUUCUGGCGAGACAUCAGUUUGAAAGAACAGAUGGCAAUUUUAAUCGAGGCUGUUUGUAUUGCCGUGAUUUGCAUGCGGAAACGAGGGCAGAAUUCCUGGAACAUCUUUACACGAAACAUUUCCUUUUGCUGGGUAAAGCGGAGAACCUAGUAUUUGUAGAUGAGCUGAUCGAUACAGUACAAGAAAAAAUGGAAAACAUGAUUUGCCUGUUCUGUGAAAAGGUCUUCAAGGAUCGACCGACGCUCAAAGAGCACAUGAGAAAGAAAGGUCACAAAAGGAUAAAUCCGGAUAAUAAGUUCUACGACCGGUUCUUUUUAGUCAACUACAAAAACGAUCGCCUAAACAAGCCUACAAAAACGAUCGCCAAGCAACCGGUUCCGGUAGAAGCUCGCGCUAGAGAAAGUUCCCCGUUUCAUUCUGAGGAUUCGAAUUCGGACUGGUCCGACUGGUAUGGAGAGGAGCAGCCAACGACGUGCCUCUUUUGCUCGAUUGCGAAACCAAAAAUAGACGAUUUGAAGCAGCACAUGAAAACGGAACAUAGCUUUGAUUUCGAUGCGCAGGUUAUCGGUCUGACGUUUUACCAACGUGUGAAAAUUGUGAACUAUAUUCGCCGCCAAAUACAUGUCUUGAAAUGUGUCCUUUGCCGCGAGGAGUUCACAUCGAAGGAAAAACUGCAGUCUCAUUUGCAGGACGCUGGACAUUACUCCAUCGGAGAGCAACAGUUUUGGGAUCAACCAGAAUUUUUCUUUCCUACGUACGAAGAUGACCAAUUUCUUUGCCAUCUGGAGGACGACAGUCCGGAUCAGUCGGACGACAGCUCGGUGGUCAUUUCGGAGAGGGUCAAAGCGAACGUCUGCACCGAAGCCGAGUCGUUAUCACUUGAAAAUUUUAGGCUAGAAUAAUGUUAAGCUUUGUGAUUGAAAUCAUAAAUUGGAUAUAUGAGAAGCUUUAUUCACGAAAAUUGUCUUGAAAAAAUAGUAGGUAUCUAAUUAAAAAAAUAAAUAUUCAAAUUA